Hemicordylus capensis (graceful crag lizard) is the source of this 1289-nucleotide messenger RNA. It is a transcript of the gene MED20, whose product is annotated as mediator complex subunit 20. The record is from RefSeq and is a predicted model, not a curated record. The transcript has 4 exons. Gene Ontology annotation, molecular function: transcription coactivator activity. Gene Ontology annotation, biological process: regulation of transcription by RNA polymerase II. NCBI's taxonomy places the organism in Eukaryota, Metazoa, Chordata, Lepidosauria, Squamata, Cordylidae. The coding region runs from base 227 to 865 and encodes 212 amino acids. Gene Ontology annotation, cellular component: mediator complex.
GAUCUGCUCCAGACGACGUCUCACUUGGUUACCUCACUUCCUGCUCGCUUUCUUUUGGGAGACUACAGAUUGUAGGCGCAAGGCCGUUUGCUGUUCUUGCAGACCCGAAAGAGGAGAUUUUUCUGCAUGCUUUACAGAUCGAAAAGGAAGAGGAACCAAAUUUUGUGCGAGGUUGGUUCUUUCGGGAAAGACUGAUCUCACCCCAUCAGUGGAGACCGUUGGAAGCAUGGGAGUUACUUGUGUUUCUCAGAUGCCAGUAGUAGAGGGGAAGAGUGUCCAGCAGACAGUUGAACUCCUAACAAGAAAACUAGAACUACUUGGAGCAGAGAAACAGGGGACUUUUUGUGUAGACUGUGAGACCUAUCACACUGCAGCCUCUACAAUGGGCAACCAAGGGCAGGCUGCCAAGCUGAUGUAUGUGAUGCACAAUUCUGAAUAUCCCCUCAGCUGUUUCGCUCUCUUUGAAAAUGGCCCCUGCCUCAUAGCAGAUGCCAACUUCGACGUCCUUAUGGUGAAACUGAAAGGCUUCUUUCAAAAUGCUAAAGGGAACAAGAUAGAAAGCCGCGGCACCCGGUACCAGUACUGUGAUUUCUUGGUAAAGGUUGGCACUGUUGCCAUGGGACCCAGUGCCCGUGGAAUAUCUGUGGAGGUGGAAUACUGUCCAUGUGUGGUUGCCAAUGACUGCUGGAACCUGUUAAUGGAGUUCAUGCAAAGCUUCAUGGGAAGUCACACUCCUGGAAUCCCUUCUGUGUUUGGCAACAAACAUGACAGCACCUACAGCCCAGCUGACACAAUGCUUCAGUACAUGGAACUCUUCAACAAGAUUCGCAAGCAGCAGCAGGUGCCUGUUGCAGGGAUCAGAUGAGGAAGGCUCAUCUGAAGCCUUUCUUCAAACAAGCAGCCACUUCACUGAAUAGUCUGGGAUCGCCAAUGUUGACAUCAGUGAAAACCUGGAUAAUUUUCUAUCUGAAAAAUCAGAGUUUGCAUUCCUGGCCUCCUACUAUCUAUAUAAAGCUAAGUCAAAUAUUUGAGCUUUAAGAUAAUAUCAUUGGAUCAUAUCAUACCAUUGAUCUACAGAAGCAAGUAUUGUGCCUUCUUCUCUAACGUUAUUUCUGAUGGAGCAGAGAAAAGACCUUGACCACACAAAAGGUAUCCAAGGAAGACUUUAAUAAAAUGACUAACAAAAUACGUUUACAUGAUGAGGCCUAAAAUACAUAAGGGUUAACCAUGCAAGUUCUCAAAAAUAUUAAAUAUAUUGUGGCUCAAUAAAUCUAAUGUUUUUCUCCUUA